AUGACCCAGCAGCACCCAAAACGUGUUGAAGACAACUUGUCCCGACCAGUAUCCGCCACAGGAACAAUGUCUUCCACUGCAGCCGCUUCCUCCACAGGGGCUACUGCUCCAGGAGAACAGUUUGAAGUGCGGCAACAAAGCACAAGCGAAGACAUGCACCCGAGCCCAGCAAACCGCAUCAAGCUGAGUCCAGCGCGUCAAGCCUUAAUCGACGACAUCAUAGCCCUCUACUCAUGCGAACCCACAAUCAAACGCGUUGAACGCUACACGCCCGACUGCGUCUACGACGACCAAUUCGUCUACGCCAACGACCGCUACAAAAUGGCAGGUCAAUGGUUCGCUUUGCCAAAAUUCUUCAAAGAAUCCAAGAACGAAGGCUACGAAAUCAUCAAGAACGAAGAGGAUUUGAUCCAGUUCAAGAACGAACAGUCCUGGACUUUCAAACUCAUCCCCAAGACCGCUACGAUUAAUGCGCUUGUGAGUUUGAGUUUGGAGCCGGGGAGUGAGGAGGCGGGAUUUGUGAGGGUGAAGUAUCAUAAGGAUCAGGCGAAUGAUAAGGACUAUUCGCAUGAGGGUGUUGGAUUUGGGUUCAAGAAGUGGCAGGCCGAUAAUGUUGUGAAGGUCAUGGAUGCUGAGGAGGUGAAGUAUUUUGAGAAGGAUAAGAAUGCUGCGAAGGAGCCGGUGAGGGUACAUGGGGAUAAAGGGCAGGAGAAUGAGAGUACGCCGAUGAAGGACUUGUAG
Pseudocercospora fijiensis CIRAD86 is the source of this 741-nucleotide messenger RNA. RefSeq lists its product as uncharacterized. NCBI's taxonomy places the organism in Eukaryota, Fungi, Ascomycota, Dothideomycetes, Mycosphaerellales, Mycosphaerellaceae. The transcript has a single exon. The coding region runs from base 1 to 741 and encodes 246 amino acids. The record is from RefSeq and is a predicted model, not a curated record.